Morone saxatilis (striped sea-bass) is the source of this 407-nucleotide messenger RNA. RefSeq names its product guanine nucleotide-binding protein G(olf) subunit alpha-like. Gene Ontology annotation, molecular function: GTPase activity; G-protein beta/gamma-subunit complex binding; GTP binding. The record is from RefSeq and is a predicted model, not a curated record. Gene Ontology annotation, cellular component: heterotrimeric G-protein complex. Gene Ontology annotation, biological process: adenylate cyclase-modulating G protein-coupled receptor signaling pathway. NCBI's taxonomy places the organism in Eukaryota, Metazoa, Chordata, Actinopteri, Moronidae.
UCAGUAGGAUAUUUACUGGUUUCAGUAGGAUAUUAACUGGUUUCAGUAGGGUUUUCACUGGUUUCAGUAGGAUAUUAACUGGUUUCAGUAGGUUGUUCACUGAUUUCAGUAGGUUGUUCACUGGUUCCUGUGGGUUAUUCACUGGUUUCAGUGGGUUAUUCACUGGUUUCAGUAGGUUAUUCACUGGUUUCAGUAGGUUAUUCACUGGUUCCCGUGGGUUGAGUAAGCUGUUCACUGUUCAUAUUUACUGGUUUCUGUGUUUCCAGUUGAGAUGGGCUGUCUGGGAGGGAAGACGGAGGAAGAACGACUGGAUGAAAAAGUGAAGAGAGAAGCCAACAAGAAGAUCGAGAGACAGCUGCAGAAAGAGAGACAGGCAUAUAAAGCAACACACAGACUGUUACUGCUGG